CCGCCGCGUGCAGUUCCGCCUCGACGACCUCGCUCUCUACGCCCAGACGUAUGCCUGCUGCGAUGCCGCCCCCGGCGCCGGGCGGCGGCGCGGCCGUGCAGGCGGACGAGGCGGAGGCGGCGCGCAUCAAGCAGAUGAUGAGCGCCGCGUCGAGCGAGUGGCAAAAGCCGUACUACGCGCGCCACCCCGGCCAGGCGGCGGGCCGAGGCCGCGGCAUGCCCCCGCCCGCGCCGGGGCGGGGUGGGAGCGGGCGGGUGCCGCCGCCGUCCUACAUCUGCUACCGCUGCCGCCAGCCGGGCCACUUCAUCCAGGACUGCCCAAACAACUCGGUCGCCGACGGCGGGGAUGAGAACACCGCGACGCACGCGCGCCGGGCGCCAGUCGGCAUCCCCCAAGUGAUGCUGCGGCGGGUGGCUGCGGGUUGCCGACGAGAAGAAGUUCUCGCGCGUGACGGCAAAGAGCCUCGAGAAGGUAGACGCGGAGCACGUGCCGGAAGAGCUCAAGUGCCCGAUCACCAAGCGGCUCUUCGAGGACCCGGUCGUGCUGCCCUGCUGCGGCGCCUCCGUCUCGGGCAGCGCGCUCACGCAGGCGCUGGUGGAGGACCCCGCGUCGGGAGGGACGCGCUGCGUGCUCUGCGCGACCACGGGCGUGCGCGUGGACGAGGUCGUGCCAAACAAGCACGCGCGCGAGAUGCUGCGCGCGCUCUACGAGGACGUCAAGCACGCAAAGGCGGACGCGGCCGCCGAGCCGGCGGCGAACGCCGCAGAGACGUUCGUCCCGGAGGCGGGCGCCGCCGCCUCUGGCGUCGUCAAGAGCGAGUCGGCAGCAGCGGCGGCGCCAGACGACGAUUGGGGGCCGCUCGAGCCGGCGACGGCGGGGAUGGGGGGGAUGCCCAUGGGCGGGAUGCCCAUGGGCGGGAUGCCCAUGGGCGGGAUGCCCAUGGGCGGGGUGCCCAUGGGGGGGAUGGGCUUUGGCGGUGGCGGGGGCAUGCCCAACGACAACAACGGCGGCCACGGGCACCGGCCGGGCGACUGGGUGUGCCCGAACUGCAGCGCCAACGUCUUCGCCUCGCGGCACAGCUGCUUCAAGUGCAACACGCCGAAGCAGGCCUGGUUCCAGCAGCAAGCCAUGCUGCAGCAGCAGAUGAUGCAGCAGCAGCAGAUGAUGCAGCAGCAGAUGCUGAUGAUGCAGCAGAUGCGGGGCGGGGGCAUGCAAGGAGGAGGCAUGCAGAGCGGAGGAGGGCCGAUGCAGAUGCCGCACCGCGGACAGCAGAUGCCGCGACCAGCGCAAGGCCCAGGAGGCGGAGGAGCCCGAAACUCAGACUCUCACGCCGCUGCUAUCAUGUCACAGGCGCGCGAGCUGAUCGACUCCGUCAAGCGGAGGCGCGAGCGGGAGAGCGGCGGCGGCGACUUCAACGGCGUGGUGGUGAAGGUGGAGGGGCAGCCGGCAAAGGAGCGCGACGCCCAACUGCGCGCCGCGGCGAUCGACGUGGACAACGACGCGCAGAGCUGCUCCGCUGGAGGCGCCGCCGAGCCGCACCACCCGCCGCCCGUUGGCCAGGUGCGGCGGCUGCCGAGCGGUGUCUCGUUCGGGGACGACGAGGACGGCCUCCUGGCUUUGGGCCAGGAGUCGUGACAGUUGUGUGUUGUGUGUCCGUUGAGGUAUUUACGCCAGGGGCGCGCACAGAAACUGGGAGUGGGACCCCCCCAUGCUAUAUCGGUGUCGCUAACGGGUGUGUGCGAGGCACCAGCGUGGGCGCGUGCCCCGCGCCCCGGCCGUCAAGCGGCGCCCAAACCCAUCUCUCAACACUCAAGAUCUCAUCUGUUGUUCACUCAGCCCACAAUGCACAAAAAUACAAUUGUAGAAAUAA
Molecule: messenger RNA, 1870 nt
Organism: Emiliania huxleyi CCMP1516
Lineage: Eukaryota; Haptophyta; Isochrysidales; Noelaerhabdaceae
Exons: 9
Molecular function (GO): nucleic acid binding; zinc ion binding
Source: RefSeq, a predicted model, not a curated record